Molecule: messenger RNA, 1575 nt
Organism: Drosophila biarmipes
Lineage: Eukaryota; Metazoa; Arthropoda; Insecta; Diptera; Drosophilidae
Product: serine/threonine-protein kinase GA29083-like
Exons: 1
Coding region: 82-1311 (409 amino acids)
Biological process (GO): intracellular signal transduction; protein phosphorylation
Cellular component (GO): cytoplasm
Molecular function (GO): protein serine/threonine kinase activity; ATP binding
Source: RefSeq, a predicted model, not a curated record
UUCUCCCGAACAGCUGUGAUACGAAAACAAUACUUUUUUUUUUACUUUUCAAUACAUUGGGUAUUCUUGUACUUUUCCACGAUGUCGGCGAACGAGAAGUGUUUACACAUCUCGCGGCUACACCACCGUCCCCUGAAGGCGUUCCGCGUGUGCUUCCUGCGCAACGGAGAUCGUCACUUCGCAGGCCUCAACAUGGCCAUCUCCAUGACCCACCUCAAGCACUUCGAGACCCUGCUGGAGCAGGUGACCGUGGCCAUGCGCCGCCACGUGGUGCUGCGGUCGGCCAUCACGAGCAUCCUGCACAUUGACGGCUCCGCCCUGACCCAGCUGAGUGGCAUCGGCGAGGGCGACAUGCUCAUCUGCUGCUGCCAGUACGAGGAGAUGAUCGACAUGGAGUACCGGGUCAACAAGGACUUCCUCAGGCUGCGGAACCUGCAGAACCGCUUCGACGGGAGGAGGAUCUAUGGCGACACCCUGGAGAGGGUCAAGCCCACGGAUCUGCCAGAGGCCAUUCGCCAGGAGCACAAGAACCUGCAGCCCCUGGUUCAAAACCCCAGGACGGUGAUCUUUUGCGGUUUUGCCAAGAUCACUGGGACCAAGCGCGUCGUGAAGAUGGUGAACAAGCAGUACAUGGAGCACAACAGCGACGAUCCCUAUAUAGAGGGCGAGGCACUGCGCAUCCUCAAAUCCCAUCCAAAUAUCGUGGAAAUGCUGUACUCGGUGAGGGAUGAGAGGCAUCUGUAUAUGGUCAUGGAGUUCCUAGAGUGGGACGUCGACGAGGUGAUCCAGGUGUUCGGUCCCAUGUCGGUGGCGAAUGCCCGAAAGGUAACCAAGGAUGCAGCAGAGGGCUUACUGUAUAUGAGGAAAAAGGAGCUGGUGCAUCGGGACAUCAAGCCCGCCAAUCUUCUGAUAAGGUAUUCAUGCGAAACUGGCGUGGGAACGGUGAAGAUCACGGACUUUGGCAUGAGCGCCUACUACAAGGGCUGGAAGCUGUACUGCUGCUGUGGCACCCCCGGCUACAUGGCUCCGGAAAUGAUUGGCGUGCGCGGCUACGACUACCAGGUGGACGCCUGGUCACUGGGCGUCUCGCUCUUCCGCAUGCUCUAUGAGGAACUGCCCUAUGCCUAUAGCUACCAGACCCUCACCGAGAUGUAUGCGGCCAUCAUGGGCAGCGCACCCGGCUAUCCCCAGGAAAUGGUGGAGCACACCGAUCCGGAGGCCAAGGAGUUGAUGGAUGCCUUGCUCGUGAAGAAUCCCAGGAGCAGACUCACCAUCGACGGGGUGGUGAAACACCCAUUCUUACUCCAUUAGUUUCGUUAACACAUUUGUCAAAAUUCACAGUGCUUCCGGGUUUGUUGGGGUUUCCUGAAAAUUGCAAAUGUUACCAUUGAGGUUAGAGGUUGUUAGAAUACACAUUAAAAUUCGUAGCAAACUAAGGAUUGUUUGGGUUUCCCAUUGGGCAUAAAACCCGAGUCCUAAAUUAUUAAAUUUACAUUUUUUGUUACCUAAUUUCUUAACAUUUUUGAUACUCUCAGGUUUGUUUAGCUUUUGCAUAGAUUAUAAUAGUCUCAAAAU